AUGAAAUUUAAAUGGGAGCCAUUGAUAACAGCGUCCUUAUUGCACAACAACCACUGCCUCUUCACCCAAAUGGAUGUUCUCUGCCAUUUCCGCGACGAUACUUUUGCCUGGAAAGAGGCUGCUAGAUGGCUAAAAUACGAAGAAAAGGUAGAGAUCGGUGGCCGGUGGUCGAAACCUCACGUGACUACGACAUCACUGCACGCCAUCUUGCAGCUGAGAGAAGCCAUAACAAGUGGUCGCUGUAUGCUGGAUAUGCAGUUAAACGUUCCUUGUCCUAAUCUAACUGGACUCAACCUCUUCAAGACAGACUCAAUCCGGAAAUUAAGGCAUAUUUUAACGCAACCGCAUAAGCACAAAAAUCGCAAGGGCGAAAGAAAGAGAAAAAUAAAUAAUAAUAAUAAUAAUAAUAAUAAUAAUAACAAAAAUAAUAAUAAUAUUAAUAAGGAAAACAAUGACGCCAAUGACAUUAACAAUGCAAACAAAACUACAAAUAAAAAACUUAGUCUACCGAAUAGAAAAUUGAUGAAAAAAAUCCCGAACAAAACUGAGACAGCCAGUAUUUUGAUUGGCCAAGUGGACUUUUUGAAUGAGCCAAUCAUAGCGCUCUUUAGAUUGAAAUCAACCAAUGUUGUUGAAGAACUUUGCGAGGUCGCCCUGCCAACGAGAUUUGUGGCGCUUGCUAUUGGCCCGUUCAAAAAAAUGACCAUCGGGGAAUGCAACGAGAUUGGCCGAGCCAUGGCUGCUCUAUUUAACGAUAAGGUAUUUUGUGAAGUGGCAUACAAUGCCUACACAGCUCACGAUAUCUUAACCGGGAUCGACGAAUACUUGGACGAUUUGACGGUUCUACCACCGAGUAUCUGGGAUCCGUGCGCAAGACUUGAACCACCCGUCAAUACAAAAACUAAGGUUUUGAUGAUGAUGGAGGAAGUACUCAACGAUGACGUCAUCGAUGAAUCGUUAAUAAGGACUGGACGAAUAAAAAAUCCUGAAUAUAGAUUAUUCGGCGGAUUAGUGGCCGACGUGAAACGCAGAUUCCGCUACUUCCUUAGCGACAUAAGGGACGGCUUGCACGUGCAAUGCAUUGCCUCCAUUAUAUUCCUCUACUUCGCGUGCAUCACACCCAUCGUCACAUUCGGAGGGCUGAUGGGCAGGAAAACUGAUAAUUAUAUGGGGACAAUGGAGACAUUAACGUCGGCAGCGGUAUGCGGCUGUUUUUAUGCCCUGUUUUCGGGGCAACCAUUGACGAUAAUAGGUGCUACAGGACCCUUACUCGUGUUUGAGUCUAUACUUUAUCAUCUUUGCAAAGAAAACAGAAUUGAUUUCUUAUCAUUUCGUUGUUGGAUAGGUCUAUGGUCAUUCGUCUACCUCCUUAUUAUCGUAGCAUUCGACUUGAGCAGUUACGUGAGGUAUAUCACUAGAUUUACUGAAGAAUCGUUCGCCGUAUUAAUUUCCCUAAUUUUCAUCGUGGAGGCGUUUAGCAAAAUCUUUGAAAUAUGGCACACGCAUCCGGUUUUACUACGCAGAGAAGCUAUUUAUACGAAUACGGGCACAUCCCUACAAUUAGACCCGUCUGAGAAUGACGUCAACCUAUCCCGUGAUGACGUAGAUAUGUCACGUGAUUUGUUAUAUGGCAACGAUGAAGGCUGUCUUACGAAAGAUGACUGUCAAUCAGCCAAUUGGACAACGUUGGGGGCAGUUUGUGAUAAUGAUAAUUAUGUCAGCGCUGUUCCGGACGUAUUCCUGCUAUCAUUUUUGCUCUUUUUUGGCACCUUUUCCAUUGCGUUCACUCUUAGGACUUUCAGAAAUAGUCCUUUUUUCCCUUCACUUAUUAGGAAUUUAUUAGGAGACUUUGCCGUAUUUCUUUCUAUCGUCGCCAUGACAGUUGUCGAUUACUUUUUUGGCUUGGACACUCCAAAACUGGAGGUGCCAAAUGAGUUCAAACCCACGUUACCAGAUAGGGGAUGGUUAGUAAAUCCGUUAAAGAUCAAUCAUUGGUGGCUCAUAUUGGUGGCUACCUUUCCGGGGCUCCUAGCGACAAUUUUAAUAUCACUUGAUCAACAAAUUACUGCCGUCAUCAUUAACAGAAAGGAGCACAAACUUAAGAAAGGUCAUGGCUACCAUUUAGAUCUUUUUGUUCUGGCCAUAUUAAUAGCAAUCUGUUCAUUCCUGGGCCUACCUUGGUUUGUGGCUGCCACUGUCCGUGCCAUCACACACGUUAAAAGUUUAAUUAGGGAAUCUGAGGUUAAGAUUCCUGGAGAGAGGCCCCAGAUGUUAGGAGUUAGAGAGCAAAGGGUUACAGGGUUCCUCAUACAUUUAUUCAUCGGAUUCUCAACACUGCUUACCUCCGUUCUUAGACUUGUACCAAUGCCAGUAUUGUAUGGAGUGUUUUUAUACAUGGGUAUUACCUCAUUGGGAGACGUUCAAUUUGUGGAAAGGGUUUUGUUAUUGUUUAUGCCUAUAAAACAUCAGCCUGACUGCAUAUACCUGAGGCAUGUUAAGACCAGAAAUGUUCAUUCAUUCACUUUGAUACAGAUUGGUUGUUCAGUUCUGAUGUGGUCUAUAAAGAGCAUCCAAGCAACUAGCAUUGGCUUUCCUCUAGUUCUGAUAGCAUUGAUUGUUACAAGAAAAGUGAUGGAUCUGUUAUUCAGUCAGAGAGAUUUAUACUGGUUAGACAACCUUCUGCCUGACAAUAAAAGGAGGAAAAGUGAAGACUUAAAAAAACAUCUAGAUGCAAUUGAUCUCCAGGUUAUAUUAAUAAUCAAUCAAACAAAUAAUUUCGAGUAA
This is a messenger RNA of Helobdella robusta, 2784 nucleotides long. RefSeq lists its product as hypothetical. Gene Ontology annotation, molecular function: monoatomic anion transmembrane transporter activity; sodium:bicarbonate symporter activity; solute:inorganic anion antiporter activity. Gene Ontology annotation, cellular component: plasma membrane. Bases 1 to 2784 code for a protein of 927 amino acids. Gene Ontology annotation, biological process: monoatomic anion transport; regulation of intracellular pH; transmembrane transport. The transcript is spliced from 18 exons. Lineage: Eukaryota; Metazoa; Annelida; Clitellata; Rhynchobdellida; Glossiphoniidae. The record is from RefSeq and is a predicted model, not a curated record.